Molecule: messenger RNA, 4452 nt
Organism: Punica granatum (pomegranate)
Lineage: Eukaryota; Viridiplantae; Streptophyta; Magnoliopsida; Myrtales; Lythraceae
Source: RefSeq, a predicted model, not a curated record
GUCCGAGACAUACUUCGGAAGAUUCGUUCCGUUUCUCUCUCUCUAUCUGUCUCUCUCAGACGCUCCUCUCUCUCGUCUGAAGAAGAUUGACCCCAUCAGGGCUGCGAAUCUUGACUCUUACUGGGGGUCGCCGUCGAUCCUUCCUCCUCCUCAGCUGGGGCCUUCUGCGGGAGUCGGAGGCCUACCCGGCUCCCGUUUCUCGUAUGAGGGCGGCUUCCUUGUCUGGUUUUCUUGGACAUUUCGUGUUCCGCGGGGAAUUCUCGUUGACCCAGGAUUGUGUGGCUAAUCAGGGUUGACAUCAAUCGGGGCUGAUGUCGAACAGCCCCUGGUGAAUUUUCAGUAUUUGCUGAUGCCUGAUUUGCUGAAGGCAUGAGUGAGGGGACGAGAAUUACUGUGAAGUUGAACUGCUAAAGAAGAUGAGGUCGGUGAAAGGUGAAGCCAGAAAGGAGAUUGAUGGUGAUUUGGGUAACGGGAAACUAUUGGAUGAAAUUGAAGCUAUAAGCAAAGCACUUUAUUUGGACAAAAACCCUUCUGGGUCUUCAAUUUCUCAGUCGACCAGCAGAACCACAUCCUUCAGCAGAAAAAGCCAAUUGCCAGAUCCGAAGUCAAAGGUCAAAUAUGGGACUGAUGACCAGUCACAGAAAAACAAGAAAUCCAUAUGGAACUGGAGGCCUCUGAAGGCCUUUUCUCAUGUUCGGAACCGCAGGUUCAACUGUUGCUUCACCCUCCAAGUACAUACAAUCGAGGGGCUGCCUUCAAGUUUUGAGGAUCUUAGCCUUUGUGUACACUGGAAGCGGCGGGAUGGAGGUUUGGCAACUCGCCCAGCAAAGGUUUUCCAAGGAAUGGCCGAGUUCGAAGAAAAUUUGAUGCACACUUGCUCAGUGUACGGUAGCAGAAGCGGACCCCAUCACUCUGCAAAGUAUGAAGCCAAGCAUUUUCUGCUCUAUGCGGCAGUUUUUGGUGCCCCAGAGCUUGAUUUUGGUAAGCACCGAGUUGAUCUCACAAGGUUGCUUCCUCUCACAUUGGAGGAACUGGAUGAGGACAAGAAUUCGGGGAAGUGGACUACAAGCUUCAGAUUGUCUGGAAAGGCUAAAGGAGCAUCCUUAAAUGUUAGUUUUGGAUAUCUAGUUAUUGGGGACAAUGCCACUGCCGUUGGAAAUAACCAGAGCAUUCCCGAUGUGUUGAGAUCAAAGCAGAAUGAGUUGAAGCCAGUGGCAAGAUUUAGCAAAGUUGGCAAGAGAAAUCGAAUACACCGUUGUGAAAGUCUCCCUAGUGUGUUAACCGAGGAAGUCAAAGAUCUUCACGAGGUUUUGCCAGUAUCAAAGUCAGAGCUUGCUAGUUCGACGGACAUGUUGUAUCAGAAACUUGAAAGGCAAGAAGAAGAAGAAGAAAAGUCAGAAUACAGUAGUGGGAAUAAGCCAGAACUUGAUGACCCUGAACCCAUUAAAUCGACUCCCUGUGAUUUGGACGCCAACAGUAAAGAAAUCGGUGAGAGUGUGUGUGAAGUGAAUGAGUUCUCUGUAAUUGAGCAGGGUAUAGAGUUCACUGAGAAAGAAUACGUGAUAUCCGAAGAGGUUAUUGCAGAGGCCGCAGAGGUUUCUACGGCGGAGUCUCAUGAUGUUGAAGAGGUUAUUGCAGAGGCCGCAGAGGUUUCUACGGCGGAGUCUCAUGAUGUUGUUGAAGUUACUGCUGAUUUACAGGAAAAGGUAGAAGCUACCAAAUGUGAUGAUUCGUGCAGUAAAGAAUCACUUUUGAAGGAACUGGAAUUGGCCCUAGACAGUGUGGCUGAUUUGGAGGUUGCUGCGCUAGAUUCUCCUGAAGAUUGUGAAGAUGACGUGGAAGCUGAAUUAAAUCUUAAAAUGACUAAGAAGAAGGGGAAAUCUCAUAGCCUAGAUGAUGUCACAAAAUCUGUGGCUGGUGAGUUCUUGAAUAUGCUGGGAAUUGAGCACAGCCCAUUUGGCAUGAGUUCUGAAAGUGAGCCAGAGUCCCCAAGGGAGCAGCUACUUAGGCAGUUUGAAAAGGAAGCUUUAGCUGGUGGUUAUUCUUUAUUUGAUUUCGAUGCAGUUGAUGGGGAGGCCGUAGAACUUGGAUAUGAUGCCUCGCAUGUGCCUGCUCAUUUUGAACUCCCGUCGCCAAAAACAAAGGCGAAAAUUUUGGAAGACUUGGAAACUGAAGCUCUCAUGCGAGAAUGGGGCAUGAAUGAGAAGGCUUUUCAGGCUUCUCCAACUGGCAGCUCCGCUGGAUUUGGGAGUUCAUUUGAUCUUCUUCCUUUUGAAGAGCCACUUGAGUUGCCGCCUCUUGGAGAAGGUUUAGGGCCCUAUCUUCAAACCCAAAAUGGAGGUUUCUUGCGAUCAAUGAAUCCUUCGCUCUUUAGAGGUGCAAAGAGUGGUGGCAGUUUGAUCAUGCAGGCUUCCAGUCCUGUUGUGGUCCCUGCAGAAAUGGGUUCUGAGAUCAUGGAGAUAUUGCAGCAUCUUGCUUCUGUUGGAAUUGAGAAGCUCUCUAUGCAGGCCAAUAGAUUGAUGCCACUGGAUGAUAUAACUGGGAUGACAAUGCAGCAAGUGGCCAUGGAAGCUUUACCUUCUCUGGAGGGAGUUGACAGGCAAAAUAUGUUGCAGCAUGAUUUCGAGGUCCCGCAUGAAGCAACUUUUGGACAAAAGAAAGGCAAAGAAAGAGGAUUUGGUUCCAGAUGUAGUAGGUCUAGCCAGAGCUCAGUUGGCAGUGAGAUGGGAUCUGAGUAUGUAUCUUUGGAAGAUCUUGCUCCUUUGGCUCUUGAUAAGAUUGAAGCUCUCUCAAUGGAGGGAUUGAGAAUACAGUCGGGAAUGUCAGAUGAGGAAGCGCCUGCGAACAUCAGUGCUCGGUCAAUUGGAGAAAUCUCGACCCUGCAGGGCAAGGGGGUUAAUGAUCUCGGUAGGUCCCUCGGUUUAGAUGGAGCUGCAGGGUUGCAACUUCUAGACAUAAAAGAAAGCAAUAGCGAUGAUACUGAUGGUUUAAUGGGACUCUCACUUAGUCUCAAUGAAUGGAUGAAGUUGGAUUCUGGAGAAAUUGAUGAUGAUGAUGAUGAUCAAAUUAGUGAAAGAACUUCCAAAAUUCUCGCGGCCCAUCACGCAAACUCCUUGAGCUGGAUCCGGGGGUCAAAAGGGGAGAGGAAGCGAGGUAAAGGUUCGAGUAGAAAGUGUGGCUUACUUGGGAAUAACUUCACGGUAGCCCUUAUGGUUCAAUUACGUGACCCCCUAAGGAAUUAUGAGCCAGUUGGUGCUCCAAUGCUUGCGCUUAUUCAAGUAGAGAGAGUGUUUGUCCCCCCGAAACCGACAAUCUACCGCAAGGUUUCAGAAGUAAGGUAUGAUGGUGAUGAAGAUGAUGAGCAGGUCUCCAACUCAACAAAGGAGGAUGAAAUCAAAGAGGGAAAGGAAGCGGAGAUAGUUUCUCAGCAGGAGGGGAUUCAGCAAUUUAAGAUCACAGAAGUUCAUGUUGCGGGUCUGAAGACUGAUCCUGGAAAGAAGAAGCUAUGGGGGAGUACAACACAGCAACAGUCAGGGUCCCGAUGGUUACUAGCUAAUGGAAUGGGGAAGAGCAAUAAGCAUCCUUUUAUGAAGUCGAAGCCUGUCUCUAAAUCCAGUACAAACACCAACUCCGCAACUACAAAGGUUCAGCCUGGGGAAACCUUGUGGAGCAUCUCGUCCCGCGUGCACGGCACUGGAGCCAAGUGGAAGGAACUGGCUGCCCUCAACCCUCACAUACGUAACCCCAAUGUCAUCUUCCCAAAUGAAACCAUCAGGUUGCGUUGAAGUGGAGCAGAGCAGCUUGGUAUGCGCAACCCGAACUUGACUGGGCUUUGACGAAAGUAAGCCUAGUGGACAAGGACUUUGCAGCACCUUUUGCUGGACCUGCCCUGAUGCUGGCCCGACAAAUAUACUACUUAGAAAGUUUAUGAGUUUUUGAUGCACUAGUUAUUUCACUGGAUGGUCUUGGAGAAGAAUUUCGGUCCAACUAUGGCCUGGACCUGGUGAAAUGUUGCCCACGCUGGUUCUAUAUAUAUUGAUCACUCCACUGGUAUUUCGGCAGAUUGAAAUCUCAGUCUUAACCUGGCUGGGGCAGGAGAAAAUGCUGGAUCCUGCUGUUAAAGUUUGCCCAAGUAGAUGUUUGGGAGAAAGUGGCUAUUCAAAUAGAAGAUUGACAGCAAAUGGGUUUUUCCACAACUCCAGUCUCUGUAAAUUAUGUUCGUCUUCAUAAUUGGUCUGCACGAGCAGGGUUGUAAUUUAUGUGCUUGAAAAAAGCUGUUCUUUAAUACAUGAUCAGCUGGGCAGUUGAUUGUUUCUCUUUCUCCGGUAGUUUAAAGGGAAAAAUCCCCAUUUCUCUGUUCCCCGUUAUUUAUGGCGCAGUGUGUAGCUCUGUGAAUAUUUUGGAAUGAAUUGCGACUGGAAAUUUUUACUUGCCUCGGUUUUGUUUUAUUAA